UGGGGUGCGAAUUAGGGCAGGACCAGCCUGUGCAGUGCUGGCCACAGUUGUGCCCCUUAAUCCUGGCUGUGCUGAGAAAGGGCUCCCAGCCAGGCAGUCGUCAGAAGGUGGGUUAGGAUGGCUGAGGAAGAAGGCGACAUGGACGUGGAUGAAGGGGAUGUGUUUCUAGCAUUUGCGCGGGGUCCCACUCCUCCCAGGGGGCCCAUUCAGCAAGUCUUGGAUAAGAUCUUCUUUAUCUUCCUGGCCCUCUUUCUCACCCUGCUGAUGCUGGAGGCCGCUUACAAACUUCUCUGGCCACUACCAUGGGCGAAGUUUGGGGACUGGCUCUUGGGGACACCUCUGAAGGAGGAAGAGCUGGAGUUGUGACCACUUUUCCUGUAAACAUCGCGGUAAUUUACCUGCCACAGAGGUGAGAGAGGGGACAGGAGAGAAAUGGGGUUGUUUCUAGUUGUGAAUGGGGACAUACAGAAGACGUAGAGUCAGAAUCCUAAACUUCCAUCCUUGUUCUCUGAGGGAAAU
Ochotona princeps (American pika) is the source of this 519-nucleotide messenger RNA. It is a transcript of the gene SMIM40, whose product is annotated as small integral membrane protein 40. The record is from RefSeq and is a predicted model, not a curated record. NCBI's taxonomy places the organism in Eukaryota, Metazoa, Chordata, Mammalia, Lagomorpha, Ochotonidae. The transcript has a single exon. The coding region runs from base 118 to 366 and encodes 82 amino acids.